Molecule: messenger RNA, 510 nt
Organism: Danaus chrysippus (African queen)
Lineage: Eukaryota; Metazoa; Arthropoda; Insecta; Lepidoptera; Nymphalidae
Source: the annotation of a GenBank genome assembly
AUGGUAGAUGAAGGCACAAGAAAAACGUUAAGUAGUAUACCUUUACUAAAAACAAAGGCAGGCCCCCGGGAUAAAGAAUUAUGGCCCAUGAGAUUAAAAGAGGAAUAUGUAGCAUUAAUUAAGUAUGUCCAAAACAACAAAGAAUCGGACAAUGACUGGUUCAGACUCGAAUCAGAUAAGUCUGGCACUAAAUGGUUCGGCAAGUGUUGGUAUGUCCACAACUUGUUGAAAUACGAGUUUGAUCUCGAGUUUGAUAUACCAAUUACCUACCCGACAACAGCACCAGAAUUGGCGCUUCCUGGUUUAGACGGCAAGACUGCCAAAAUGUAUCGAGGUGGCAAGAUAUGUCUCACUGAUCAUUUUAAACCGCUGUGGGCCAGAAAUGUACCGAGGUUCGGUAUAGCACAUGCUAUGGCUUUAGGGUUGGGCCCGUGGCUAGCAGUCGAAAUACCAUCACUCAUAGAAAAAGGCGUCGUGAAAUACCAAGAGAAAUCGGAGGAAGCGAAGUGA